AUGGCGAGCCUGGGGCUGGGCGACGACGAAGCGCUGUACACGCUCGCAUACUUCACGAGCGACUGGGUGAGGCCCAUGGAUGCUAUCGCGCUGCCUAGACUAUGCGCAGUGCUGGAUGGUGUCAACGCGCUUAACAAGCAGCACCAGUUAAUUGGACUGCUGGAAGUUCGCCGGACGGACGAGGAAACCGGCAAUACCGACAGCAGUUGCGGCAAAACACAGCGACUAGAACCAUCACCUUUCCGGUCGCUGUGCAAGCACUACCAAGUGACGGAUCUACCGGCAUGUGUUUUGCUCGACGCCCAGGGUCAAGCGCUAACUUCGGGGUCAUUAAAAGCGCUAGAGAACGAACUUCGACAGCUUUGCGAGAACGACAACAACGACGCUGCUGAAUUUCCAUCGUCAACUGAUUCCGAUUCAUCAUGGAAAGCUCUUGGUGAACUGUUGAAGGACGAUGGAGCCCCAGGCGCUGCGUUUCGAGCCCUUCAAGCACUCUGGAAAAGCCAAGUUACUGUAGCGGCUGCAGAUAUUCCCGAACCUCUUGAUGUCAAUGACCCAAACCUUGUGAAGAUGCGCGAAGAGGCCUUAGAACUGUUUGAAACGGGACAAUUUCUCCCUGCUGCAUCGAGCUUUGUAAGCGUCUUGCUGCGCUGCCCGACGUGCACAAAAUCAAGUUUCAACCUGGCCGUAAUUCUGCAAAUGAUUGGCGAAACUUACUUUGCUGUGGCUUCCAUUCUGCGUGUCGUCGCUCUCGAUGAUAGUGACUCAGUAGCGCACACAGUCCUCCGAUCCGUCUACUACCAGGAAGAGCCCGACCUUGUAGUUGCUGGCUAUCGCUCAAUCCUCGCAUCAAACCGCGAUAGCCACGUUCGAGCAGUGCAUUCGCUCGCAACACUCGAAGGGGCUACAACUACCAAGACUGCAGCUCCUGCUUAUGUUGCCAAGGUCUUUGACGAACUUGCAGAUAGUUUCGAGGAGAAGCUGGUGGCACAUCUAGAGUAUCGGGUUCCCUGGCAACUUGUCGAGGCUCUGCAAAAACUAUCACCGCCCGGAUUCAUCCCGAAGGAUUCGACAGCUGAACCAGAAUGGGUUGUAGCCGACGUUGGAUGCGGCACCGGCCUCUGUGGACGUCUCCUGCGCUCACACGUGAAACAUAUCAUUGGGGUGGACAUAUCGCCUUUGAUGAUUGAGAAGACCCGGGCGGAGGGAAGUUACGACGAGUUGCAGACGGUCGACAUUGUGCCAUUCCUCGAGUCGUGCGCGGAUGAAUCCUUGGAUCUCAUAAUCUCCGCUGACGUGUGGAUAUACGUGGGUGCAUUGGAGCGCGUUUUUGAGCUGAGUAAACGUAAACUCCGUGCCUCCACUGGCUGGAUGGCUUUCUCCAUUGAACUGUUGCCGCCUGGAGCCGUUGACGACGCAGUGGGCUUUCGCUUGGCGCCAUCUGGUCGGUUCCAACACUCGCACGAGUAUAUCACGUCUCUCGCUAGUCGAUGGGGCUUCAUCGUCGCUGUACAACAAGACGUCAGUGUUCGUAAGGAGAGUGGAGAACCCAUUCCAGGCCGCAUCUAUCUCAUCCAGCAAGCUAAAAUAUGA
Phytophthora nicotianae INRA-310 is the source of this 1593-nucleotide messenger RNA. RefSeq lists its product as hypothetical. Lineage: Eukaryota; Oomycota; Peronosporomycetes; Peronosporales; Peronosporaceae. The record is from RefSeq and is a predicted model, not a curated record. Gene Ontology annotation, molecular function: S-adenosylmethionine-dependent methyltransferase activity; protein binding. The transcript is spliced from 8 exons. Bases 1 to 1593 code for a protein of 530 amino acids.